This is a messenger RNA of Xiphophorus maculatus (southern platyfish), 1399 nucleotides long. RefSeq names its product lactose-binding lectin l-2-like. The coding region runs from base 374 to 859 and encodes 161 amino acids. NCBI's taxonomy places the organism in Eukaryota, Metazoa, Chordata, Actinopteri, Cyprinodontiformes, Poeciliidae. The transcript has a single exon. Gene Ontology annotation, molecular function: signaling receptor activity. The record is from RefSeq and is a predicted model, not a curated record.
UCAGCUUUUCUUCUUCUGCUGCAUCUGAAGACAGGAGAACCGUGACCUGAUGCAUGAUCUGAUGCAAACUCCAUCUGCUGCACUUUAUGGGCAUUUGAUUUUUGAAAACAUUUUUGUGUGCACAACCACAAUGAUAAGAUAAUACUUCCAUGGAAAGGAAACCUAUAAAAAGUUUUUUUAAAGAUAGUUUCAUGGGAAAUAAAAACAAACAUUAAAGUAGCUCAUUAACAGGAACAUGAUAGACGCCCUUUCUGACCAAUAUAAAAGAAACCAGGUGAACUCCUGUCUAUCCAGAACUCUCUUCAGCAUUCAUCCCUGCAGAUAAACUCUAACAAAUACCGAGAAAUCUCUCAGAACAACUUCAGACUCCAAGAUGAUAUUGCUGUUCUUCUUGUUUGGUCUCUCUCUGGCUGCAGUGGCUCCUUCAGACAAACAGGAGAUGAAGCUCCAGCGGGGCGGCUGUCCCCCGUUCUGGUUCAGCUUCAAUGGCCGCUGCUACAAGUACGUCGCCACCUUGAUGACCUGGGCUGAUGCAGAGCAGCACUGCGUGAACCAAGGAGCCAACCUGGUGUCCAUCCACAGUCUGGAAGAAGAGAACUUUGUCAAAAUGCUGAUCAGAAACUUUGAUCACGCUGAGGGAACCAACUGGAUCGGACUGUCUGACGCUCAGAAAGAUGGAACAUAUUUCUGGUCUGAUGGGUCCAGAUACAACUUCAAGCUGUGGAAUGCAGGAGAACCAAACAAUUCAGGAGGAUCUGAAGCGUGUGUGCACACCAACUAUGGCCCAUCGAAAGGAUGGAAUGAUAAAGUGUGCACAGUCAAAUACUCCUCUGUCUGUAAAGCUCGUCCGGUUUGCUGAGAAUGUAAUUCUGAAUCUGCUCAGUUGAUUUAAAUGUGCUGAUGAGAAAACAUCAAACUUAACAUGAUUAUUAACAUUUUUGCAAAAGGUUUUGUGUAAUUGGGUUUUUUUUUUUUAAAUGAUGUUUGACCUUUGCUUAUCAUUCUUUAUAAAUACUCCUUUUUUGGUGAAGCUUGCACAGUUUUCUGAUAUUGCUAUUCCUUACAUGUGCUUAUCAGAAAUAUCAACUGAAAAAAUAAAGCUUUGAAGAAAUUUGACUGAAAUAUGUUUCGAUUUCCAAAAAACCAAAUGUGUUGAAAGAGAUUAUGAUAGCAAAUGUCUGUUUCAAAGUAUAAAAUUAUUAACUUGUUUUGAACUUACAUCGGAAUGAACUUCCAAUGUAAUAUGAGGAAGACAAUAUUCUGGAGUGUUUGGUUGAAUGCAAAACAAUGACAAUGUAACACACUGAGAACUUUGCAGUUUAACUAUUAACACUAAGAUUUUUUUUCUGUGCAACAAACUUGUUCUGACUUACCAGAGAAAGUAAUAAAGACAACACAC